AUGUUGGGCAAGAUCAAAAUUCACAGAUGCUGUAUGUCACUAGAAGUAGAAGCUAGUAGUAAUCAGUCUCUUGUAAUCAAAGUCAAUGGAGUUAUUUUAAAGUUCACAAUUAGGACGUUUGCGCUCAUUACUGGAUUAAACUGUGUCGGUGUUGUAGAGAAUUUCAAGUUUAACACAGAAGAACCUAACCGACUUAUUGUUCAGUACUUUGGUGGUAAUGAGAUCAUACGUAGAUCUAAUUUGUUCGAUAGGUUCAAUGGUGUUCAAACAGAGCCACAUCAUGAUAUUGAUAAACAAGCAUUUUCUGAACAGAAUUCAGGUGAUGAUUUCGUCAACCCACUUCCACCUUCAAUGAAGGUUACAUGUAAAAGAAAAAAGGGGCAAUCAGUAUCACCUACUAAAAGGGUAAGAAAAAAGGACUCAAAUAUCGCAGAUCAAAUGGAACGGAACGAACAGAUUGAUCCAGUAGCGAAACAGAAUGUGAAAAAAGCUGCGCUUCCAAAAGUUGUGCGGAAGAAACAAAAAUUGUGUUCUAAGAAGACAACCGCUCGCACUUAUGUGCCAACAAAGGAUUCUCAAAUACCAUCUAACAACAUAAACAAUCAUAAUGCUGUUGAAGGACCACAACAUUUUACAAGUCCAGUUGUAUCAGAAAAUCAAAAUCAGAGACUUUUUGAUGAUGAGAAGACGGAGUGUGAUGAAAGCUCAAAUGAUGGCAUCAAGGAAGUUUUCCAAGUUGAUUGUGACAAUUCCCCUGUGCGUAAUCUGAUCACUGUAGAUGCUGGUUUUAGUUCGGCUAAAUCAAUAAUUCCAAGUUCUAGCAUGGAGAGUCAGAACAAAAUAAGUCCUAUUCACACACCAUUAUCUGCGCAUAGGGUUAGACGUCCAGACCCUUUUAAUACAUCCCCAUAUCUGACAUCGUUCGGCUCAUCUGCAGGUACUUCAUUGGUGCAACCAAUUAUUUUUGAACUGAAACACCCAUUCAUCUUUGAUCUUAUUUCUGAUAAUCGUGAUAUCAUUAUGUGGGAUGCACACCAGUCAUUGAUUCACGAAGGUCUUCUUGCAAAACAUGAGAACAAACGUCAUGAUCAGGACCGAUACAAGAAGGGUAAAGCACGCAUUCCAGUCCCAUUUGACUUUGGUGUUGAUAUUGUAGAUAAUAAAAUUGUAGAUAAUAAAAAUUGGUUCUACAAUUUGUACUCAAAAGGACAAUUGUUGAAUGAUUCGCAUAUCAAUGUUAUCUUCUAUUAUUUGAGAAAGAAAGCCAAGUAUGACGUUGACAGCAGGUAUAAAUACACAACUGUGGAUUGUGUGUUUACGUCCAAAAUUUUAUCAACUUGGAAGAAGUAUGAAGAUUUAGAUAGUGAUGUCUGCUGCGCUGAUGAAGAGCAUUUUAUAGGUGAUUACAUUAGAUGGUAUAAAGUUCAUGCUGGCAUUCCGUGGCAUUUGGUGGAUCACGUAUUUAUCCCUGUAAAUGUAAAGGAAAAAUUUCAUUGGGCAUUGGCGGUACUCUCUCUUAAUGAUAGACGUGUAUACGUUUAUGAUUCUUACAGAGCGGCAGGUCAUGAUGCAGCAAUCAGGAAAGAGGUUACCAAGUUGGCUCAACUCAUUCCACUUAAGUUGACUAUGUAUGAUUAUUACAAGAACAUAGGUUUAGAUAGAUCUGUUAGCCAAGAAGAGAAUGAGUCAUUUGAGAUAGCUUUUUUCAUAGACAACAUACCUCAACAGACCGAUGGCAGCUUAGAUUGUGGUAUCUAUAUGCUUGCUUUUGCCGAGUGGUUGUCUUAUGAUCAAGGAAAUUCAAGUGGUAUAUUUGACGUAAUGUUUUUACGGUCAAGAUAUGCUUCACUUCUUUGGAAUUAUGCUCAGCAAAAGCAAGACAACGGAGCCAUUAGUGACACUGAGGCACCCCCAAGGCAUACCAUGCCUCAAUCUGUUCGUGUUGUGUCUGCUCCAAUUGAAAUACAGUAG
Solanum pennellii is the source of this 1971-nucleotide messenger RNA. RefSeq lists its product as uncharacterized. Gene Ontology annotation, biological process: proteolysis. The record is from RefSeq and is a predicted model, not a curated record. The coding region runs from base 1 to 1971 and encodes 656 amino acids. Lineage: Eukaryota; Viridiplantae; Streptophyta; Magnoliopsida; Solanales; Solanaceae. The transcript has 10 exons. Gene Ontology annotation, molecular function: cysteine-type peptidase activity.